Molecule: messenger RNA, 1983 nt
Organism: Numida meleagris (helmeted guineafowl)
Lineage: Eukaryota; Metazoa; Chordata; Aves; Galliformes; Numididae
Gene: PTGR3
Product: zinc binding alcohol dehydrogenase domain containing 2
Exons: 2
Coding region: 55-1146 (363 amino acids)
Cellular component (GO): mitochondrion
Molecular function (GO): oxidoreductase activity
Source: RefSeq, a predicted model, not a curated record
GCGGCCCCGGGCCCCGCCUGCUCGGCGGCGGGCGGCGUGCGGCCCAUCCUGGACAUGUCGUACUCCCGGCACUUCCUGGACUUCCAGGGCUCGUCCAUCCCCAGCGCCAUGAAGAAGCUGGUGGUGACCGCGCUCAGCCCCAACUUCCGCCAGGCGGUCACCCUGCGGCGGGACGCGCCCGUGCCGCUGCCCGGCGACGGAGAGCUCCUCGUCAGGAACAGAUUUGUCGGCAUUAAUGCAUCUGACAUAAACUACUCAGCUGGUCGAUAUGACACAUCAGUUAAGCCCCCGUUUGAUGUAGGUUUCGAAGGUGUUGGUGACGUGGUAGCGUUAGGACUCAGUGCCAGUGCCCAUUACUCAGUGGGACAAGCCGUGGCCUACGUUAAGGCGGGCUCCUUUGCCGAGUACACAGUUGUGCCUGCCAAAGAAGCAGUUCCUCUGCCCUCUGUGAAACCCGAGUUUCUGACUUUGAUGGUAAGUGGCGCUACUGCAUACAUCAGCCUGAAGGAUUUGGGAGGGCUGUCUGAAGGCAGGAAGGUCCUGGUGACAGCAGCGGCUGGAGGGACGGGCCAGUUUGCUGUGCAGCUCGCAAAGAAGGCCAAGUGCCAUGUCAUUGGAACCUGCUCCAGUGAUGAAAAGAGUGGCUUUCUGAAAUCCAUUGGCUGCGACCGUGUCAUCAACUAUAAAACUGAAAAUGUUGAAGCUGUUCUUAGGAAGGACUACCCAGAAGGUGUGGAUGUAGUGUACGAGUCUGUUGGUGGGAAGAUGUUUGACUUGGCCGUUAACUCCUUGGCUACCAAGGGGCGCCUGAUAGUUAUUGGGUUUAUCGCUGGCUACCAAAACCCUACUGGCAUCCAGCCCGUUAAAGCAGAGUUCUUGCCAGCAAAACUGUUGAAGAAAUCUGCCAGCAUCCACGGUUUCUUCUUGAACCAUUACUUUUCCGAGUACAAAAUGGCUCUGCAGCACUUGCUCAAGAUGUAUGAAAAAGGAGAACUGGUUUGUGAGGUGGACCUUGGAGACAUGUCUCCAGAGGGCAAGUUCAUUGGCUUGGAGUCUGUAUUUCGUGCUGUAGAUUACAUGUACAUGGGAAAAAACAUUGGAAAAAUUGUAGUUGAAUUACCUCACUCUGUCAACAGUAAGCUGUAAAAACAGAACAAUGAUAUAAAUCAGAAGAGAGAAAAUGGGCACUUUAUGCUUCAGAAUUACUAGAAACAAAUUCUUUUUCUUUUUAACUUAGUAAUGGAUAUUAAAUUAAAAAACAGCAUUAAGGUGUUAAUAAAAAAAAAAAAAUUUUUCCCUCCUUUUCUUGAAAGUGCUUUAAUCCAUGGCUGAAGCACGGACUUAAUGGGCCUGUGUUUCAUUCUGUCGCUUAGGCUAGCAUGAGACAGGAACAUUGUUCUUGACAGAAUAAGUCUUGAUGCAGAGGCAAAUUUAGCCUGUAGACUGGUUUGAUAAGACUUUAUAUAUAGUUCAACUCAGAAUUUUUUUUUCAGCAAUUUUGACUCCCUGAUUUAAAAAUAAAAUUGAUAGAACAAGACUAAGUAAGAAGAGUUGCAUCUUGGGGUUGCUUUAGCAAUCUCCUGAACUUUCUAGGAAAAAAAAAAAACCAACUAUAUUCUUGAUUUUUUUUGCUACUAAACACAGUAAUUAUAAUUUUGCAUCAUGGAUCAUAAUAAUGUUCCUUGACUGGUUACUCGGGGAAAUUUUAAAUUCUGAUAUGACAGUAAUAAUAAGAAAAUGAACUUGACUUUUUAAAUUGUCAUCCAUACCCAUAAACAAGUGUGAUUUUUUUUUCCUAAAUCCUUACAAACAAACUGACAUUAUUUUGUUGCCUUUUUGUCUGCUACUGUUAGUGCUUACCGUCCUGUCUUUCCUUUAAUCAGUAUUACGGGAUUACUGGAGGGAGAUUUUGAGCCAUGUUCACAUAUGAUCAGAUCCUGUAUAUUUUUUUAAGAUUUAAUAAAAAUCAAAAAAGCUUUUUAA